Molecule: messenger RNA, 3589 nt
Organism: Chara braunii
Lineage: Eukaryota; Viridiplantae; Streptophyta; Charophyceae; Charales; Characeae
Source: the annotation of a GenBank genome assembly
UACAGGAAGCAAACUGAGUAGCAAGAGAGCGGGCAACAGCAGCCAGAGCAGCAACGAUGGCUAACGGUACCAGCUCUGUUGCGUCAUCGUCUGCGUCCUCGUCAGGGACUAGUGGGAGCCAGUUGGGAAUGCCAACGAGUUCCACAAGUUCCGCGGGCACUUCCGGUUCAACAGGUUCUAGACAGUCUUCUAGUCAAAUGGCGGGCUUGCAGUUCAGCUCGUUGACCCUACGUGAGACAGAGCUCAGAGAGAUCCAACAGGUCGAGAGGCUCCGCCAACAGUUAGAGGAGGAUCUGAAGAAAGCAACCGAUAGAGAAAGAGAGAUAAAAAGUAGAGCGGCCAGACUUGAUACGUUAGAGGCUGACAAGGCUGCGUUAGAGGGAUUGGACGAAACGGGUUUGUCUGACCCCCUGAAAGUGUUGAAGAACAACAUGUUGUCACUGCAUGCACACGUUGACAGUAGGUUGGACUUCAUGCAGAGCACUUUGGACCAGAUCCUGGAUGCAUUGACAAGGCCAGGAUUCCGGCCACCAGCACAAUCGUCGUUGCCGUUAACGGCGAUGUCAGGCCCCUUUCCUGUACAAGUUGGCACACAGCCAAGUGGUACGUCUGCAGCAGUCUCACAGACUAUUGCGUCUUCUUCUUCGGGUCCAGCGGUGGUUGCUACACCACCGCAACAAUCUGUUCCUCCACAGGGACAGCAGCAAGGGCAUUGGUACCCUAAGACCCCGAUGAAACCGCCUCUUCCCUUCUCAGGGGAAAGAAAGGACAAAGAACUCAACACUUGGUUGAGAACAGUCCCUGUUUGGGUGAAGGCCAAGAGAACCUUGCUAGAGGACGAAGUGGUAACUGCGGCAUCUUACCUGGAGGGUAAGGCAGCCAAGUGGUUAGAUAGUGUAGUUAUAAAGGACUGGUAUGGGAGACGCAUGGCGGACUGGGCUAAGUCUCUGACGUUAGACUAGUCAGUUAAAGAGCUUACGACUACCGUUGAGAGCCUGAUCCUCGUCCCAGACAUCAACUACAGUGACCAGUUCCUGUUAACAACGUUUGUUAGAUGUUUGCCAGAGAACAUCAGGAACUUGCUGGCCAGUGAGGCACGCACCGAGUACCACUCGUUUGAGACAUUGUCUAGGAAAGCCUUAGACUUAGAGGCCACGCUAGGCAAUGCUCAACCCACCUCAGGGAAUGACUCAAAGAAGAAGAAGAGUCCUCAGGAGUGGAAGAAGAAGGGGGCGAAGUUGAUGAUGGUGGAGUCUGAUGGGACUCAAACUGAGAUCGACGAGCUCACCGACCUGAUGGACUAUAUAGAGUUUGACGGCGAGGAGGUAGCUGAGGGUAGCACCCUCGCCGCGGUAGUUAAGACUAAGGCGGCAGGCCGAGGAAAGGGCCAGCCUAGGGGUCAAGGGAAGGCCGCCUCCAAUCAGACCAAGCAGGCUGAGUGGGUAAAGGCAGGUCUUCAACAAGACGUGUGGCGUGACCGCCGAACGCAUGGGAGUAAGACCCCAAAGGGAAGGAUCUAUAGGAUGGCCCCUGCCGAGUUAGAUGAACUUCGGAAGCAACUCGAGGAGCUGACAGAGAAGGGAUGGAUUCGGCCUAGUACUUCCCCUUACGGAUCGCCCGUGCUAUUCGUACCGAAGAAGGGGGGUACUUUGAGGAUGUGCAUUGACUAUAGAGGCCUCAAUGCCAUCACUGUGAAGAACGCAGAGCCUCUACCUCGCAUAGACGACCUAUUGGAUAGGGUGCAGGAAUGCAAGUACUAUAGCAAGAUAGACUUGAAAUCCGGAUAUCACCAGAUCGCAAUAAGACCUGAGGACCAACACAAGACAGCUUUUCAGACUCGUUAUGGUCUGUAUGAGUUUGUAGUGAUGCCCUUUGGUCUUUGUGAUGCGCCGGGUACGUUCCAGCACGCUAUGAAUCGGAUCUUCCAUGACCAUUUAGAUAAGUUUGUCGUGGUCUACUUAGACGACAUUCUGAUCUUUAGUAAGUCUGCUGAGGAGCAUGCAAAGCAAGUUGAGACAGUUCUCUCACUCCUACGACAGCACAAGUAUAAGGUCAACUUAGAGAAGUGUGAGUUCGGUCGCACUAAAAUACUAUACUUGGGUCACGAAGUAUCCGCGGAGGGAAUUAGGCCGGAAGAUGCGAAGGUGGCUAGUAUUCGAGACUGGCCACGACCUCAGACUGUCACUGAGGUCAGGUCAUUCUUAGGAAUGUGCGGCUAUUAUAGGAACUUCGUAAAGAACUAUUCUACAAUCGCCUCUCCUUUGACUGAUUUAACUCGACUUGACACACCGUGGGACUGGAGUGAUGAGUGCGAGGGUGCUUUCAAGAGAUUGAAGCAUGCACUCAUGAAUCAUGAAGUUCUCAUGGUUCCCGAUCCGCAGAAGUCAUUCAUAGUGACCACUGACGCAAGCCAAUACGGCAUUGGUGCAGUGCUGGCUCAGCAGGAUGGGAAAAAGUUGAGACCGAUUGAGUACAUGAGUAAGAAGAUGCCAUCGAAGAAGUUGGCUAAGUCCACCUACGAAAGGGAACUCUAUGCUCUGUACAAGGCACUUGUCCAUUGGAGACACUUCCUUUUCGGAAGGACGGAAUACGUCAUCAAGUUGUUCAAGGACAACUGGGUAAGGGACUUUGGUUUACCAAAGACCAUCAUUAGUGAUCGAGACGUCCGAUUCACAAGUGAGCUGUGGAAGAAGACUGCGGAACAGAUGGGCAGUCAACUUCAGAUGACUUCAGGGAAUCAUCCCGAAGCCAACGGACAGGCCGAACAAAUGAAUAGAGUUGUACAACACUUGUUGAGGCACUACAUCAAGCCCAGCCAGGAUGACUGGGAUGAGCAGUUACCUCUCAUCGCCAGCCUGUACAACAAUGCUAUACAUAGCAGUACCGACGUUAGUCCUAACCAGCUGCACUUAGGAUGGAAGCCUAGAUCAGCACUAGACUUCCUCCUACCUGAAAACCGACCCGCUGCAACUCCAGGCACACUUGAAUACGGUGUGCAAUAUGAGAARUUGCUGCAAGAGGCUGUUGAACAUAUGAAGAAGGCUCAGCAAGCCAUGAUUGCUUCUGAGAAUCAACAUCGCAGACAGUCCACAUUUCAGUUUAGCCAGCCACUCCAGCUCCCUCAGGCCGACCUGGAGAUUCAGGAGGCAUUACACAUCCGGAUUCAGCUACAAGCCGAAGUUAGUGACGCAGAGGACAGGGAAGCCAUACUAGCGAGUAGGGGAGACAAUGACGAGGCUAGGCCAGAGGGAAUGGGUGAGAAUGGCUCUGCAGGCAUGCAAAGUAGGCAUGUAGGAUUCCAAGUCCGCGUGGGAGAGAACGGGGACAUCUUUCCUUUCCGGCCAGGUUCUGAUACAGAGGGUGCACAGAAGGAAUGGGAAAAUGUUUCCAUCCUUAGGUACGCUGCCGAGUGUCAGGACUGCAAGGCAGCCUAUGCCUGUCUCACCGUCGAUGCUGAGAGUGUCGCCGGUGUCAGGUCUUUCUAUUCCUAGGUUUGGUAUUGAUCCAUCAGAUGGGUCGUUAGCAGUAGAUAUGCAGGCUUAGAAAGUUUAUUCUUCUUCUUCUUCUCAGAUGGUUGCUGCUACAAAGC